Messenger RNA from Aspergillus melleus, 1470 nucleotides. RefSeq lists its product as uncharacterized. The coding region runs from base 1 to 1470 and encodes 489 amino acids. The transcript has a single exon. NCBI's taxonomy places the organism in Eukaryota, Fungi, Ascomycota, Eurotiomycetes, Eurotiales, Aspergillaceae. The record is from RefSeq and is a predicted model, not a curated record.
AUGACAUCCACAGGCCCCGAAGGACCAGGCAAGUUUCAUCGUGACCUCCUCCAUACAACUACAUGGCAUGGUGGGUCGAACCCAGAAGAUUUCAAAAACUAUCUGCUCCUCGAGGUUGUCGUCAACAAAAGCAUCGACGAAGUUUUCACAUCAUCGGGGAAGAGCCCCGUACUUCCUGGAACGGGAAAUCCCCGUGCUGAAAGGCAGACUAUUCAAUAUGCGGGUCGGACCUAUGCGCGCUGGCGUGAUCUCUGGUGCGGUGUUGGACCAAGGAGCACCAAGAUGAGCCGCGCCGAUAUCCUUCACGGCAAUGGGGACGGGCGGAACCUUUCGCAGUGGCUCGGUUACAACCAGGUCGCGUUCAUCCCCAUUCGAAUGCCAACUCCAGAGGAGCGCUUCUUGUGGGUGGAUCUCACCUACCCAAUCCGAGGGAUCUACUUGCCCUCCGCCUUCUAUGCGAUGCCGCAGCAGAAGUAUAAAGACUGGACGCGAUACGUACAGCUGAAGUUCUUCCACAACUCAUUAACGCUCAAGACGUACACGAGGGUGGACCUCCACGAGAGAUAUUUGGAGGUUCAAAGACGUGUCCAGGCCGCGCAGUACGCCUGGCAGCAUGGCGAGAAACUGGAAUUUCCGCCCCAGGAAAAGACCGUGAAAGAGCCAGACGUUCCCGAGGAGCCCAAUCUACCCGGUCUAGCCCCCGAGUUCACCAUUGGGGAGCUCAACAUCCCAAAGGAUAGAGAAUUAGGGCUCGGUUAUCAACCAAGGUGGACCGCACGGUUCGACAUCCAACAGCUGGCGCUAGCUCUCCAUGUCCCGAGCGAAAUGCGCGACGAGAAAUAUCUGGACACGUAUCAGUUUAUCACGCUUUUCAACUCCGGUGAUGUCGACUCUAUCAAGGCCUGGCAGAUGACUAAGGCCAGGGAAGUCGAGCUCAGCGACCACAUCAAGCACGCCGAUGUCAUCAACUUACAAGAGGGUACGGACAUGAAGGAGAGACCGACCAAGGCUGACUUCGACUGGCUCAGGGAGUCUCUGCGGAACCUGAUCGGUGUUGGCUUAGGCCUAAUACCCUAUGUCGGGCCCUUCCUCUCCAUGGGGUUCGACGCCGUCAUGGACUACCUUGACAAUCCGGCGGCGUGGGGUGUGAAGAACGAACUCAAGUUGGGCACCCAAGCAAAGGCUCAGGCAAUGAAGUCUGCCUCUGAUAUCCUGAAGUUUUACAGGAAAGGUAAGAUUCCCCACAUCCCAUUCAAGUCUGGCUUGGGGGAGGGAGAGGGUCGUCAACCGGUGUACGUGGGUGAGAAAGGGCAGGAAGCUGAGGGAGCGCAACAAGAGCCCUUUCCUAUGCCAGAGGAAAAUAAGACUGAGACUGACCAGUCAACGGUGGGUCCGGAUGAGAUCCGCUGGGUGGAUUCGGAUGAGGCUUACUGGGGGGGAAACCUUGAGUUGUUCGACAAGGCUAGAUGA